This is a messenger RNA of Haemonchus placei, 885 nucleotides long. The record is from the annotation of a GenBank genome assembly. Lineage: Eukaryota; Metazoa; Nematoda; Chromadorea; Rhabditida; Trichostrongylidae.
AUGUUAGCCAUACAAAAGGCGAAGGCUCCAGUCGAUAAACUGAAACUUGGAGGAGAUAUUCUAAAAAACAUGUUCGCGCCUGAAUUACCGGCUGUAGCUGAAUUUUCUACCGGGGAAACUAUGGGACAUAGUGGAGAUCGUCUUGCUGCUGCAUUCAAUGUUUCAAGAAAGGAGCAAGACGAAUUCGCUCUUCGAUCGCACAAGCUAGCGAAAGCGGCGACAGAAGCUGGUAAACUUAAGGACAUCGUUCCCGUGUUUUUGGAUGGAAAAAAGCCCCAAACAAUCAAAACUGAUAACGGUAUCCGUGUAUCAACACCUGAGAAAAUGGCUGCAUUGAAACCUGCUUUUGUGAAGCCCCAUGGAACCAUCACUGCAGCCAACGCUUCCUUCCUAACCGAUGGCGCCUCAGCUUGCCUCAUUAUGACGGAAGACUAUGCCUUGGCUAACGGUUAUAAGCCUAUGGCUUACUUGCGGCAAUAUCAGUAUGUUGCUCAAGAUCCGAAAGAUCAACUGCUUCUUUCACCCGCUUAUGUUAUUCCCAAGCUGUUGGAUAGGACUGGCCUUACGUUGAAAGAUGUGGACGUCUUCGAAAUUCAUGAAGCCUUUGCUGGACAAGUACUUGCAAACUUGAAUGCCCUCGACUCGGACUAUUUCUGCAGGGAACAUAUGGGCCGCUCUUCCAAAUUUGGACGUUUACCUAUGGAAAAAAUCAACAACUGGGGUGGAUCCCUCUCUAUUGGACAUCCAUUCGGAGCUACAGGUGUACGGCUUGCUGCUCAUGCUGCCGGUAGACUGAAGGAGGAAAAAGGACAAUAUGCUGUAAUAGCUGCCUGUGCAGCUGGAGGACAUGGAGUAGGAAUGCUUGUUGAGGCCUAUAACAAGUAG